This is a messenger RNA of Phalaenopsis equestris, 759 nucleotides long. Its product is annotated as citrate-binding protein-like. Lineage: Eukaryota; Viridiplantae; Streptophyta; Magnoliopsida; Asparagales; Orchidaceae. The record is from RefSeq and is a predicted model, not a curated record. Bases 1 to 759 code for a protein of 252 amino acids. The transcript has 2 exons.
AUGGCCUCUGCUGUUUGGCUUCUAUUCCAUACAUUUCUACUUUCUUUCAGCUUAACGACGGAUUUUCUUCUUUUCUGCAACGCUGAUCCCACCGAUGGUUUUGUUCCUUUGCCCUUAUCUGAUGAAAAUUUUAAAAUACAGAGGCCAUACGAUGUACCUUUAGCAGACCGCUACAGCUUUGUUUAUGGCGUGCACCGCAUGUGGGUCUACUCCACUGACAAGCCGUUUGAAGUUGGAAACCAAACACCUCCACGAACUGAGAUUCGUUUCAUGCAUUUGGAUUAUUCUAGCGGAAUAUGGCAGUUUGAGGGGCAUACUUUUGUGCCAAAUGGAACUACUGGCACGGCUAUCAUGAAAAUUCUCCGAGCAAAGGGAGAGAAUCCAGGAACAGAUUUGGUACUAAUGGUUUAUAAUGGUGAAUUGAGGUUCUACUUUGAUCAACAAGUGGAGCCUAAUAUUUACAAUAGAUGGGUAAGAGUGAAUGUGAUACAUGAUGCUGAUGCUAAUAAGGUGAGUACUUUCAUUAAUGGUGUUAAAAAGCAAGAAGCAGAUGGAAAAGGUCCAAGUCAUUUUUAUUUCAAGUGUGGUGUUUAUGGACAAGUAAAUGAGAGCAACUAUAUGGAGUCAAGAUGGAGGGAUAUCAAGAUUUAUAAGAAGGAAACUUACAAUAACGGUGGGCGCAUGACACAAUCUAAUAAUCUGAUGAUAUAUAUAUUUAUAUACAUCUUUAUAUAUAUGUAUACAUAUAUGUAUAUGUGA